Messenger RNA from Fusarium proliferatum ET1, 966 nucleotides. RefSeq lists its product as uncharacterized. The coding region runs from base 1 to 966 and encodes 321 amino acids. The record is from RefSeq and is a predicted model, not a curated record. NCBI's taxonomy places the organism in Eukaryota, Fungi, Ascomycota, Sordariomycetes, Hypocreales, Nectriaceae. The transcript is spliced from 3 exons.
AUGGCCAAGUUUCAGGAUCUGCCCGUCGAGCUCGCACUGGCGAUCAUGAAAUAUGCCGACACCCCACAGGACAUCUUCGCAAUGAUCCGCGCCGAUCAUUGGUUGCUACACUGCUUUCUCGACAACAGGAAGCAAUUGAUGACGCCACGUGCGGCCAAGAUUAUGGAAGUUUGUGGGGGUCUUUUCUCAACUGCCUACUUGCUCGCUGCUCGACUCCGCCAUGCCAAGCAGGACCCUAGGUUCAAUGAUCCAAGGCCACCGCAUCGUGAAUCCAUCGUAUCCCAUCGGGCCUCCCUCGGAACCAUCUGCGCGCUUUCGACUCUUGCCGUUGAUAUUGGAUGGCUAACAUCGAGCUAUAUGGCCCAGGCGCGUGAACAAUUAUUUAAGUAUCAUAGACGCCCAGAAGACUGGCCUGAAGUUUCCUCCAAGGAGCACCUAAGGUUUAUCAACGUUGCCUGUCGGUUCGAGAGCUAUGCUCAGGCUUUCUUCCACGCUGGACAGCCCUUAUUUCCGAGGAACCUGAAUAUCCGCUGCCUUCUCUUCUCUCCAAGCAUUUGUAGUGCCGAAAGUGAGUAUAAUGCGACGCGUACUUUCUACUCCAUUGCUUACUACAUUUACGACCAACAUUGCACCAUGAUGAAGAACAUAAUGAGCUCUCUAGGAGUCAAAGAAACAUGCCUUAUCGAGGUGAAUAAGUACGUACACUACCUCACAACGCAAGGCCUGGGCAUGCUCCUCCAGCUUCAGAGCAUGACGCUUCAGGACCAGCUACACUUUGUGCUAUGGAGAUUUGAGAGCAUCCUGGACAGUUCAUCCCCCAAUAUUCUCAUGGUUGAAGGCAUUGAACUAUACAGGAUUGGAACGGUCGAGAAGCAUAGCUGGAAUCCAUGGGUCCAUUGUGAGGACGUGUUCGAAAUGGACUCUGAGGAAUGGAAAACGGCAGAUGCAUUCUGGGAUAGCGGUUGA